AUGACGGAGUCGGAUCUGAAGGCCGUUUCCGACAGCUUCGAGGGUCUCGAAGGUAUGAAUCUGCCAGUGGCAGCAUUUGUGGAAGCCUUCAAGACGAACCCGGUGCUGGUUCGGAAAAUCGCAUUGGUCACGGGCUUCGAGGAACACCUACUGAAAUCGAUUCCCCAAGAGGAGCUACUGUCGACCUUCGCACAGUGGGACUCGGAGGGGUCCGGAAACCUCAGCUUCGAGAACUUCGUGCAAGGCCUCUCGAAGAUGCGACAGUUCAACCGAAGUGCCACUGAGCAGGCUGAAGUUGCCGAAGAGCAGGCAGUGCUGGACGCCUCUGUCCAAGAGGCCAAAGAAGCUUUUCUCGCUGCUGGUGGAGGACAAGGAAGCGAAUUGGAUUUGCAGGCUUUUCUCGUGGCCCUGUCUGAUGCGACACUCGUGGAUAAGAUCGCAACAGCAACGGGGCUGCCGACCUCUUUUUUUGAAAGUCUUUCCGUGCGUCAGCUGCUGGACCUUUUCAAAGAAGUGGACCUUGACUGCUCUGGCACGAUUUCACUGGAAGAGUGGAUUGAAGCGCUCGCGCGGAUACGAAUGACUCUCUACGAUGAGCGAAAGGCAGAGAUGGACGCGGCCAUGGAUGCAGUCAGAACGCAUGCAGAGGCAGCAUUAAAUGAAGGCGACGAGGAUUGGUCCGGUGAGUUCGACUUCCGGGAGUUCAUUGUCGCCUUCAAGUAUAAUCCGACUUUCCUGCGAAAGGUCUCGUUGGCGACGGGCAUUUCCGUGGAAGAGUUGGGAUCUAUGCAGGACGAGUCCAUCGAGGAUCUCUUCUUGGCUUUGGACACCGAUUUUUCUGGAACAGUUUCCUUCGCCGAGUUUGUCAAGGGUCUCGCGCAGAUUCGUUUGAUCCGCAAGGCCCGCGUGGACCAAGAGCGGCAGCAGCAAGAAGCAGCGAUGUUGGACGAGGCCCUCUCGAUUGCAGCAGAAGCCUUCGAGACGGCAGAUUUCGACCUGCGCGGGGAGUUGGAUCUGCAGUCCUUCAUGCAGGCCCUGGGCAAUACCAAGGUUGCAGAAAAGGUGUCUCAGGCAACGUCUGUGCCCACGGAAUGGUUCUUGUCCUUAGACGUCGGUCAGAUGGUUGAGCUUUUCCAGGACAUCGAUGCCGAUGCCAACGGCAAGGUGUCCUUCCACGAGUGGAUUCUCGCUCUCCUUCGAGUUCGCCAGGCGAACCACGAGGAUCUCAAGGCGGAGCGACAGCAGGAGAUGGCCGCCAUCGAAAGCUUAGUUGAAGAAGCCUUGGAAGAAGGAGAUGAAGAUUGGUCUGGCGAGUUGGACUUCCGCGAGUUCAUCGCUGCCUUCCGCUGCAAUCCACGCUUUGUGAGGAAGGUCGCGCUUGCAGCAGAUACCACUGUCGAAGAUCUCAGCGCCCUUGCCAACGAGGAUCUGGAGCAGUUCUUUGCUGUCUUAGACACGGACCGCUCUGGCACCAUCUCUUUUGACGAGUUUGUUAACGGCUUGCUUGAUAUCCGCUUAAAGCGGCAUGCCUACGCCAGGGAGCAGGCAGAAGCCGAGAACCAGGCAGUUAUCGAUGUGGCCUAUCUGGAUGCUCUGGAUGCUUUCAGCCAGGCAGAUCUUGGAGUGACAGGAGAGCUGGACCUUGACAGCUUCCACAAGGCUCUCCAGCAGCCGGCGAUUUUGGAGAAGGUUGCAGUGGCAAGCCAGCUGCCGCCGGAAUUCUUCACCAAACUUUCGAAGCAAGACAUCCGUGACAUGUUCGCUCGCAUGGACACUGAUUGCUCCGGUGGAAUAUCCUUCAACGAGUGGGUGGCAGCGAUUGUAAACACCCGCCAGGAAGUUUAUUUGACGGAGAAGCUGGAGCAGGAGACUGCAAUUGCAGCGGUGAUGGGCGAUGCGGCAGCUGCCAUGGAUGAAGUGCUCGAGGACUGGACAGGGGAGUUCGAGCUCCAGAGGUUUAUCUCCGCUUUCCAGACCAACAGCGCUUUUUUGCAGAAAGUCUCCCAUGCAACAGGCUUGCCUGCCGAAGAAUACCAGCGACUGCAGGCUAGUGAUCUCAAAGAUCUCUUCGAUGCUUUGGACAUGGACUUCUCCGGGACGGUUUCCUUCAGCGAGUUCGUAGAAGGACUGGCGGCCAUCCGAAGGGCUCACGAGGCUGCGAUUCUGGAAGAGGUGCCCAGCCCCACGGCGUCUCGCAAGGUCGUCAAGGAUGCCAUGGUCCAGGGUGCCCCGGAAGGGAUGGACAGCAUUACACCCAGUGGCCUCAAGCAGUUGAUGUCACUUCUAGAUGCUGACCGGUGGACCCCUGCCAAGCUCGAGAAGCUUAUCGCGGGCCUGCCGUGGACGAACGGAACGCUUCCGCUGAGCAAACUGGUGGACUUGCUGUACUGA
This is a messenger RNA of Symbiodinium sp. CCMP2592, 2391 nucleotides long. Lineage: Eukaryota; Dinophyceae; Suessiales; Symbiodiniaceae. The record is from the annotation of a GenBank genome assembly.